ACAUACAAUUUUUCUCAAAUUCGAAGGUUAGUUCCCUUUUUGAUUUUACAACUGUCAGCAUUUUUCUCAGUUCGGCUUUCUAACCAAAUUCUAAAUUCAUGCAAUGUUCAAAUUCUAGUGAUCGAUCCUGUUAAAAUUUGAAAAAGUAUAUAUGCGUAAGGCUAUUAUCAUCAAAAAUCAUUAUCAUCAAGGCUAUUAUCAUCAAAAAAAAAAAUUGAAUAGAAAAAUAUAAAAUGCAAAAUCCAAAAAGUACCAAACAUAAAAAUCGACAAGACACGCCAACGGAUUCGCCAAACGAAACUGAAAAUGAAAUCCGUGCUAGAUUAGAAAGGCUUUGCAAAUGUGACAGGAUAUUGUCAGAUAGUGAAAUAGCAGAUUUUGGCAAAUUCGACACGGAUGAAGAAGACGUCGCAGUGAGCAGUGACGAGUGCGAUGAAGACCUUGUCGCCGAACGCUUAAAAUUGAGGCGCUUACUGGAUCUUCCAGAAGACACACAUUCGCUGACGAAAAUCGAGACUCACCUUCCACCAUGUCUGAAGUACAGCUUUCGUUCUGGGCUCACGCACCUGAACAUGCAAAAAUUUUCACCGCUGACACGUGGUUACCAAGGCUCGGCAGUCGCAGUCGCAGCGAUCGCCACGUCGCAUCUCAUAAAGCCACACUGUUGGAACGAGCCGGUAAUAGAUCAAGUGAUAGAAGACGGCGAUACUUACUACAGCGAUUCAUACUCGCAAAUUGAAACGGACGAUCGUCGGACUUUGAAAUUACUCGAUCUGAAGCGAGAAUUAGACAUACGUAAAACCCACCGUGUAUCGGUUAAAAUCGACGAACCGAUUUUCGCCGGUACUUUCCGAUCGGAAACGCCGAAGGAUCUUCACAUAGCAAAGGCGCUCGAUCUCUUUUUUAAGAAGUACACAACCUGUGUAUUAACCUCGCCUGCGCAGAACGUAGCCAUUUGGAAGUGCUCGAAGUAUUUCAAUUUCUUCGACGGCCAAGCGAGGCUCGAGAAUUGCGAGAUCGCCGAUCCGGGAGCAAAUAACGGCUUCGCCAAAUUAAUUCUGCUGCAAAGUAUAUCGGACGUUCUUUUCGUGAUCCUCGAGAAGAGCAACGUGAAAAACGAGCCUUUCGUUCUCUACAAUAUCGACAUCGUGGGCGUGCGAAAAUUAUCCGAGCUACCCGACGCCGAGGAAAAAACUCUCGGCGAACCAAAGCCUCGACCGAGCGGCUACAGAAUACAAGACAAGUAUCGCGCAGUCGUUCAGGGCUCUUACCACCUGCUACAUCCCAUUUUGCCCGAAGAAUUCCAAGGCCGAGGUCAUCUCGUGCUCGCCGUCGCGGCUCUCGUUUAUUCCAGACUGUUGAGCGGCAGUAAGUGGACGAAAGUGAUGAUCGAUCUUAUCUUCAACCAGUCGAACAUUUACCUGACGGAUCUCGCGCGAGUGCUCGGCAAGACUUUGGAUCAUACCUUCGAGCUGACGGUUAACGAUCUCUUGUGCGACGUCGUUCUCGGCGUUUACACGGCGAAAAUUAAGGUCCAAGAAAACGUUGUUCCCGGACAGGGUAAGAAGGGAAAAUUAACCAUGGAUACUGGUAUACGGGACUAUUUCGCAGCUCAUCCCUUCGGUAUACUGGAAAUAAAGAAAAUUUUCUAUCCUAUUUGGAAGGAGAGGAACAAGUUUUACAUGCUAGAUCCGUUCGCUUGCGACGAGGAGGGUUUUAGGAUUGACUCGCGCGAUCCUGCCAAUGCCGAGAGAUACAAAAAAGCUGCUGCUUGCGUUACCAUGAAUUCGUCGGUGAAUCAACUCGUAGAAACGAUUUUGGAAAAUACGGAAAGCAAAGAAAAGGACCCUUUCAUCAUCCACGGAUUGAAAGUUUUGUACAUAAAGACUGGUACUGCGCAAGAUGGGUCUGAUGAAAAGGUCGUCUUUCGCGAGAAGAAAACUAACCGCAGACCUCCAAGACCUCCUUCUCCUCCUUCGGCUGUAAUAGACGAUUGCGAGGUAAUCAUAGAUUCGUUACCUCGACCAAGAGAAGUAGAUAAGCCGGUGAACGAAGUAGUGCAGUAUCCUCAAUUGACAAACCAAGUCGAAUUGUUCAUGAAGACUUUCGACGAUGAAAAAUCUGCAGAUCCCGACGAUGAAAAUGUGUAUGAUAAUCAGGAAAUCAAGUUAUCCGGAUACAAAAUCAUCAAUCCUCAUAGAUUAAUGCUGAGAGGAACGAAAAAUUGCCUAAGCGAAGAAUUUUCAGAACAAAGUAGAGGAAGACAAGGACUUACCAUAGCUCUAACGGCUCUCGCUGCAUCCGAGCAAACCGAUUUAGCCGAAUGGAAUAGCUCCGAUAUAGAUAACAUUAUCUACGAUGGACACUCGAUCUAUGAAGAAAUAGUAUCCUGCAUCCAUCGAGGUUCCUCUGAUGGUGCUUCUGAAGAAGAUGCAGUGAGUAAAGAGUAUAUCGGAGGGGGGAAAAAAGGAGUCCAAAUAGAAGGUGGAUCAAACAAUGAAGAGAGCUAUGAAGAGUUCGAAACGCUGUCGACAAAAGGACCUGAGGACUUGACGCUAUCUAUGUUGCCGAAGAAUAUAAAAAUAGGCGAUACAGAUGUGAAUUUGGUAUGGAAAAUGAACGUCAUGAAAGGCGAAGCUAAUCCCUUGGCUAAUUUAGGAGAAGCCUUAGAAAAAUAUUUUGAACAAUUCGAUAGGGUGAUCUUGGAAAACAACGAAUUAAUGUACGCAAUCUGGACGAAAUAUGACAAAUUUUUCAUACUGAAUCCUUACGGUAACGAUCAAGAUGGUUGGCAAAAUUACUCUGAACCCGCUGGACUUUUCGUGGUGGAUAGAAUAAUCGAGCUGGUUAAUUUAUUGUACGGUUUGAUACAAUAUAACGAAUAUAACUUCAUACUACACUUCAUUAAAUUGUCUUUGCCUUCGAGUGGUGAAGAUAACGAAAGCUCAUCAAAUUCGGAAGAUAUUCAAAUUGAGGCGAUUCAAAAAUAUAAAACGAAAUUUCUACCCGUAACCGACGCUGAUCUUGCUGAAAUAAAGAUCACGGACGAAGAAGUUGAACAGCCGAACGAAGAUAAUCUUACGAAUGUUUUAGAGAAUGAAGAUAAUAAUUCAGAAAGCAAAACUUAUAAUUUGGACGAAGUAAGUAUGAAUACCCGAGUUUUCCGAGAAGCCAUUAACGCGGAGAAAAACUUACUAAAGCUCUUCAAAAUUGUCGCGGAGCCCAAGCAAGUAGAUGCCCCUGCUAGAUUAAAUCUAGCUCUUGUAACUGGCGUCGUCAAAAUUGAACAUAUAACCGAAGAGAAGAAGCAAGAAGAAAAUCUAGAUGUUUUUUACGAAAAGCUCAAGUACACCCAUCCACCUCCGUUCGUUUUACCGCCAAAGAAAAAUUUGUGUGCACUGUUGGAUGUAAAAUUAGCCUCAAAGUCGGUACAGUCCUUACUUUCCAGAUUUUCCAUCGACUCGAAAUUAGCAAUCAAAGAGAAAACCGACUUACCCUUGUCAGGUCAACAGGAUGCAACCAUCAGUCUCGAUGACACCAUUGAAAAAUCAAAACUCAUAACUCUCCCUCCGAAAAAAUAUUUUUUCUCUAAAAGCUUACCCUGUGGUCUUACGCCAAUUAGAGCAAUAAACGAGCAGUUCAUAAGAGACAAAAUUAUUGACGAAGAACAAGAGGAAGAUUGUAGGAGAAAAAAGAAAGCCAAAGAAAUUAUAAUGGUACCAGAUGAUAAGUCGAACGUGUCAGAAGAGCAUAUUUUACCGAAGAUUAUUCCACUUGGGCCAUGCAUCAAGACUCCUGAACCUGUGCGAAAGAUCCACGAUUGUCCCGAGAGGAAAAAGAGAAAAUGUUCACUGACUGCAAAAGAAAAGGAAGAUGCGAUACUGAAAAAGCUCGUUUGCAGCACAGAAAAUCUGCUGUUCGAAAUGAUGUUUCCAGAUUUCAAAGAAAACAUUGAAACACUGGCACCGACAGCCGAUCAUCUCAGCGUUGAAUCAGCCGACGACGACACCGAAGACUCGCUCUCGACGAUUUCCCCGGAGCCCGAGCCCUGUGGCUUCAAGCCAACGGCCGACGCGAACAUCGGUAUAAUAAAUGCGAACACGUGUCUGGAAGAUCGCGCAGCGUUAGAAGACAGUCACUACAAGUCCUGCUACUUCGCAGCGAUACUCGCCAUUCUCGCCAAGAUAAACGUGAGCGUGAACGAGUUCCGCAGCGGAGUGCUCGAUCGAUUUAUCCGAGCUGCCAGCAAGAUCGGCGACGGAACAGGAAAACUGCGCUACAAGAUGACUCGAUGGUUUCGGAAUUUCAACAUUCUUGGCGUCAAGUACAACGUCGUUCUCAAGCAGACUCGCUACGCCGAUCCGGAAAACUAUGAACCGGAUGCGCUGAGAAUCGUCCUGGAGUCGUUUCUCCAGAGGCAUCAGACUGGGAUCGUGGUUUUCGGGAACGCCGCCUAUGCCUUCUGGUUUGCUAACGAUAUGUUCUAUCUGUUCGACCCCUAUGCUUGCGACGAAAAUGGUCUGGCAAACGCGGAUGGAUCAGCUUGCCUCAUGCAAAUCUGCGACUUCGACUCGUUCGUGGAGAGGAUUAUUCGGAAUACGGGCGAAGCUGCCCAGAAGCCCUACAGGCUGUACACCGUGUCAAUAGCGCACUUGAAAGCGCAGAUAAAGAAGAAGCGUAAGACGAAAAAGAAACGUGUGAAAACGUGUAAGAAGCAACUCGAGGAAGAACAGCGGGAAGCCGAGGAAGUCAAAUCGAUAGAGCUCGAACAAUCUGAAUCAGAGAAGUCCUUGAUCGAGCUCACCGAUUGGGUCAAUAAAGACAAAGGAAAGAUCCUUCCUCCGGACCCUCUCAUUCCAGGCUUCUUACCGAUCAAAAAUUACAACGCGUCGGCUCUCGAGGUCGAGAUUCUGGAGAACGAAAUCACGAGAUCAGUCUUACCUCCUCUCAAAGAAGACUCGCCCGGCGAACAAACGAGGCAGACACCCUAUGACAGGACAUUCUACAGCAACUCGAUGAUGAGCGAACCUAUGGACCUGUGCGUGAUGGCCUGGUCCCAAAUCUACGAUCCUCCAGUCUGGAGCACCAAGACGAUCCAAGCUCUGUUCGAAGCUAGCAAGGAGUACGCACUGGACAGUUUGUUGGCAUCAGAAGAUUCGACACUUCCGCGGAUGACGGACAAUCUCCUCACGGAGUUCAACAUCGCCAACUACAGCUUCCGCGUAGUGUUUGCGCCGAUGCACAGUGGUACGCUUUACGCAAACGAAGGGUGGAACUUGGCCACAACUUUGGAUAGGAUUUUCCAAUCACCGGUUUAUACCGGCGUGGUGCUGGUCUGUGGAAACGCGCAUGUAGGCGUUAUGAAGAAAGGAGAGAGACUCUACGCUUGGUGGCUGCUGAAGGGCACGAAGAAGAUUAGGAUCAUCGUUUCCGAAGACAUGGAAGAUUAUCUCAAGCUGAUUGUAAAGGAAAUCAAUCAACCAGGAGAGAGUGAAUUUUCCGUGAGGAUAGUGACGAUAUCUUACGCAAAGAUACUGGGACCAAACUGCAGCGACAUCGAAGGACUUCACGAGUCAAUGAUGCCGUCCACUUCCAUUGCUGAAAUCCACACUAAAGAUACUGUUAAUCGUGACGACGAAGCUGUUUUCCGACUCAUCGACAAAUCACAAACGCCAGUUUUCGUACUGGGAUCGGUGGCACUGAGCGAAAGAGACACGGUAACAGAACCAAGAGUCAAGCGGUGCUACUUCGUUGCGUUGCUCGCUGUGUUGUUGAAAAGGGACAUCAUUCAGAAUCCACUGCCAGAAAUGAUCGACAAAAUACUGGAACUUGCCGAUGGUUCCUACAAAUUGUUCGAAGAACCAAAAUAUCACACGGAGCACAUUCUGAAAGACGUUCGUUUGAUGGAUCGAUUGUUUGAAUUUCGAGACUGCGCUUCUCAGUUGACGAGUUUGCAAGACGAGAAGAAGAGUACCGAUCAAAUGUUCUUUCCCGCUGUUAAGCAGCAGCUGAAACAGUAUUUCAAGAAAUGCACGAGUGGUAUCCUUCACUUCUCCAACUGUUGCUACGGAUUCUGGUACUCCGCAACCACAAACUGCUACUAUUACCUGGACCCUUACCAGUGUGACGUCAAGGGUAGACGAGUCGGUAAUCGCGGCAAGAGCUGUCUUUGCGUGUUUUCCUCCAUCACCAGUUUGGUCAAGCAGAUGUGCCUCAAUCAGUUCGCGGAGACUACAGGGUUCUUCAUUCACCGAGUACACGUAGAGCUGGUGAAGGCGUCACUUUACCACAAGUUUCAAGAGGAUCCAAUCUGGACCUAUGUCGACUAUCACUGGAGUCAUCGACAUCUAGCCAAACCAAAAGCCAAGAAAAUCAACAAGAAGACCAAGUACCCCGAGGAGGUGGUAAAGAAACCGAGUUGGAAAAAUUAUUUGAUUGAAGUCCCGAACACGAUCUACUCUGUGUGGGGUACUUUGAGCUCCUUCGACGUAAAGUUCGGACCUCGUGCCGGAAAGAACCAAGCAGCAAUAGGCGUUGCUUUGCUCGCAUUGUGCGAUCUCUGUCAUCCAUCCGAGUGGAGUACAAUAGUAUUGGAUUCGGCAGUCGUUUCAGGGGAUUGCUACUACAAGGACAGUAAAAAAAUGGCCAGUCGGUGUUGCAACAGAUUCAACCUGGCCAAGUGCUUCAAGGUUUCUCCGUAUCUCUGGGAUGUGGAAUUCACAUCGGACAUUUGCGGUGUUCUCUAUGGCAGCACUGAUCAACCAAGUCUCGCUGAUGCCUUGAAACACGCCCUUGACAGAUCGUCGAAUCUACUGUUACAAUGUGACAAGAAGAUCUUAACGAUCUUGGAGACGACCGACGCCUUUUACGCGAUGGACUCGUCGUGGACUGGACCACCUUUAUUCUUGAAAGAUCGUGGAGCGAUCUAUGUUAUAAGAUGUAAAGAUACGAUGACCCUAAUCUACGUUCUAACGAAGAUGUUGAACACCAAUCAGCGGCUGGAAUUCACGAUAACCCCAGUGAGGAUGACAUUCAGUCAAGAGACUUGCCAAUCGAGUAAUAGUAAACCGCAGGUCAGUCGAAAAAAGAUCCUAGAAAAACCGGCUCGAUCUGCACCUGGAAAAACGGUCGAUCACCCGACUCUCGUCAAUGGUAGUAUCGUUGUACCGGAAGAAGAUUCACACCUGUGCUACAUCAGGAACUUGAAGUUAGGCUUGGCUCGUGGUGCCGAAUUCGAAAAUCCACCGUCUUUGGAUGAACAUAAGAGAACAUCUAGCGUAAUUUCGAGAAAGAGACAAGAGAGUGGCAAAAGAAUUUCAGAUAUGAAGAGUUCUCGAAAGACGUCCCAAAUUAUUCGCGGCUUCAAAACUCAACUUGAAUCUGAUAGAGCUGUGCCGAGUAUUUUGGAACGAACCGUUGAUCGUCCGCCUGUUUUGAAUUUAUUAAAAAAUAUUGAAGCUUCUAAAAAGCAACAAUGUGGCAGUAAAGCCUCAGCCGUAAUCCACGAAUCUCAAAAAGAAUUGGAGUUCGGUAAAUCAUCUUCCAAAGAUGUUGACGUUGGUUACUCUAAAAUGAUUGCUGCGCGGAAACAUGCUGCCCAAUUUGACAUCAAUGCAAAAUUAAGUGAGGAUAAAAAUCGAUUUGACAUCAGAAGUAGCUUCGUUCAGGAUGAAACCAGAGAGAUGUUCGAAACUUACAACGCCGAGAUGAAGAAAGAAGUUCGUCAAUCUUACAAGUAUGAUAGUUCCAGCGAAUACAAGCAGGUGGAAUCGCCCGAGCAAUCACAAAAAGCUGUCGAAGAGACUAAAUCAACUGUCAUUAGCAUAGUGGUAGAAGGUAUGGAUGAAUCUAGAAUAGAGACAGAAGAGAUGAGCACUCAAGAGAUGCUUACAAAAGAGACCGAGAAAGAGCGCGCGGAAACACUUGAAGAAGAAGAAGAGAUACCGGAAGAAGAGCCGAAAUUCAGAAGCAGUUUGCACCUGAACAUUACAUAAACAUCCUGUCACAUUAUGUGAAUCGCAUAUAUUUUAAACAAAAAUAAAUAUUCGGAAUAAAAAUAGUUUAUAAUCCAAUUUAUUUAUCAAAAUAGACACGUUGAAUCAUAGAAUACAUUCUAAAGUAUACAAACCGAUGAUUGAGACAUAUGUAUAAUCGAGGUAUUCUUACAGUUUAUAUUUCAAGCUGCGGUCAAAACGGUUUAAAAAAUAUCCUGCUUCUACAUAUAUGUAUAUCAUGAUUACAUUGUAACGAGUGAGCUGCGCAUCAGAAAUUCCGUGUUCAUAUAUCAAUUGUACAUUUACAAACAUAAAGUGUGAUCUUACGUCAAUAUAACGAUACGAGCCACAGCAUAGGCACAUAAAGAAAUUACAAAGUAAGAAUCAUGCAAUAUCUUAAAACUUAAUGUUACAUUGUAUGAAUAUUUUACAACGUCGAUUUUUACAAAAUACAAACACUCGAUUUUACACAAAAAUAUUCUAUAUCUAAUUAUGAGUAGGCGUAAGCUUAAUUUACAUUAUAAAUAAUUUUCUUAAUUUUCUUAAUCUUACAUGAGAAUACAGUAUAUGAUUUUCACAAUGAUUAAAUUAAAUUCAUAUCUAUAAAGUUUGGUUAUGUAAAAAAAGAUUACAUUAAAUAAUUGUACUCGAAAGGUUCUCUUAACUGCACAACCAUUUUCUACAAAUAAUAAAUUUGCAAAAUUACAUUCAUUUCUAGAAAUCAGAUAUAAAUAUCAGUGUAUUGCUGUUUAUCCAAAACUAGCAUGUUACAAUCCUACGAUAAAAUAUUAUGCUACAAAGCAAACUUUCUAAAAUGUAUAUUUCUUGAAUAGUCAUGAUUUAUUGUUAAGGAAAAAUCAUUAAAAAUAAAUGAAAAUAAAAUUUCUCAAUAAAAACUAAAAACAAAAAUAAA
This is a messenger RNA of Nasonia vitripennis (jewel wasp), 8907 nucleotides long. RefSeq lists its product as uncharacterized. Lineage: Eukaryota; Metazoa; Arthropoda; Insecta; Hymenoptera; Pteromalidae. The record is from RefSeq and is a predicted model, not a curated record. Bases 234 to 7994 code for a protein of 2586 amino acids. The transcript has 5 exons.